Messenger RNA from Galeopterus variegatus (Sunda flying lemur), 2732 nucleotides. RefSeq names its product ubiquitin-conjugating enzyme E2 L3-like. The record is from RefSeq and is a predicted model, not a curated record. Bases 1 to 366 code for a protein of 121 amino acids. Lineage: Eukaryota; Metazoa; Chordata; Mammalia; Dermoptera; Cynocephalidae. Gene Ontology annotation, biological process: ubiquitin-dependent protein catabolic process; protein polyubiquitination. Gene Ontology annotation, molecular function: ubiquitin conjugating enzyme activity. Gene Ontology annotation, cellular component: nucleus. The transcript is spliced from 3 exons.
AUGGUUCAAACUGAAAACAUCAGUGACAACCCUCCAUACGAUAAGGGGGCCUUCAGAAUCGAAAUCAACUUUCCCGCAGAGUACCCAUUCAAACCACCGAAGAUCACAUUUAAAACAAAGAUAUAUCAUCCGAACAUCGAUGAAAAGGGGCAGGUCUGUCUGCCAGUAAUUAGUGCUGAAAACUGGAAGCCAGCAACCAAAACCGACCAAGUAAUCCAGUCCCUCAUAGCACUGGUGAACGACCCCCAGCCCGAGCACCCCCUUCGGGCUGACCUAGCUGAAGAAUACUCUAAGGACCGUAAAAAAUUCUGUAAGAAUGCUGAAGAGUUUACAAAGAAAUAUGGGGAAAAGCGACCUGUGGACUAAAAUCUGCCGUGAUUGAUUCCAGCAAGUGUGAGCAGAGACCCCAAGCAGUGCAUUCAGACACCCCGCAAAGCAGGACUCUGUGGAAAAUUGACACGUGCCACCGCCUGGCGUUCGCUUGUGGCAGUUACUAACUUUCUACAGUUUUCUUAAUCAAAAGUGGUUUAGGUAACUUGUAAAGAAAGGAUUAAAAAUUUAAGAUGUUCUAGUUCUGCUUUCUUUGUUUUAAAAAUCACUGCUUCAAUCUACUUCAAAAGAAUGGUGUUUCUUUUCUUGUCCAAAUUUAUCCAAAAUCUUCAAGUUACAUUUAGCCCAUAAGGUUUAAAAAAAAACAAAAAGGAAGAAAAAAAAAAGGUUGUGGUCUCCCUUCCUCCCCUGUCCCCACAGCCCCACUUUCUCACAUUCAGUUCAUUUCUCACUUGCUCACCUCCCAGAUCCCGUCUGCUCCGCAAAGGAGAAGAGAUGGCUCUGGCAUCUCUAGUAGCUUUUUCUCUCCCGCGUUGCACUGCCCGGUGUGGGAGUUAGUUCAAAUUCUCUUGGCUCCAGUUUAUAAUAUCCUUUUUGAAAAUUAAAAAAUAAGCAAACAACAACCACACACCCACCCCUACCCCACCCCCCAAAAAAAGCCGUGAAAAGGGAGGCCCAGCUCUUGUGUGAAAAAUCUGGCUAAUGUCACCACAAUAACGUUGAUUUCAUGGAUAAACCCCAUGUCUGUGUGUGUGAUUGAACUGCGGCCUGGCUGGGCCUGCAUAGGGAAACCCUGCAAUAACAAGUCCAGUAAUCCUGAAGGUAGGGCCUGUCAGCCAGAGGACACGGUGCACCUGUGUGAUGAAUUUCUUGCCAGAAAGGCUCCUGAGGCCAAAGGUUGGCACUCAUCUUAGAAGAUCUGCUGGUCAUUGCAGGCAAAGCUAAAGCCAGGAUAUUCAUUUGAAAUUCCAAGCUCAUCCGUCACCAAGCUCCAUCUGAAUGUGCCACGGAGUUCGCUCUCCAACUCCUCAGUGCAGCAGCCCCACCACAGCCCUCCCUUGGCACUGUUUGACCCUUUGCGGGAUUGGAAUUGGCAGAACUUGACUGUUGAACCGGCACUGGUUGGGGGUCACCAGGGCCCCUGCUGGCCCCUUCCUUCGGAGCAGCCGGCCAGCCCAGCCGGGAACAAGAUGGCCUUCCCUCUCCCUUUGGACUCACAACCUUUGCAGAGUCAAUCUCCACUUGAAGCUCACUCAGUAAUAUCCUUUAAAUGUGUUUUAUAUUGUUUUGACUGCCUUUUUUGUAGAAAUAAAAAUUGACCUUAGAAUUUAUCAGCAGAUGAACUUGUAAGGAUUUGAAUGUUAAUGUCUUUUCAAGGCAAGUGGGACUGUCCCUGAAAUAGUAGAGAAUACAUUUCACUCUGACACCAGAGGAAGGCGAUGAUUCCAAUACCAUGUGUCAUUGACCACUUCUGCCACAGGCGGCUUCCCUUCUUGGCUGUUGGGGGGACUAGAUGCUGUGGAGGAGAUGACUUAACAAAACUUUGCUUUGUUUUAAUCUUAUUUCUGUAACUUAAAAUCUUUUGGGGGCUUGCAGACGUGCUUGGUUUCACCCAUGCAGAAGUGGGAAGUGAUUGGUAGGUUAGCCAGCAUAACAUUGUUUAGUUGUCCAGGUGUGUGGCCCCUGCGGUAUGAAAAUGAAUUCAGCUUCUUUGGUUCCUGGUAUGCAAGGGGCAGGUUUCUGGAGACUUCCGAGUGCCCAGGAUGGCAAGAGCGCUGGGCCAGUGUUUCCACAUCUGUCUCUUUAUUAGCAGAAAGGUGAUGAUGGAUUUUAUUUCACUCACACUUAGAUUUGUAAUAAAAUGCCAAAUUCUGUCAGAACCGGUUCAGACAAGCCACCAUUUGUUCUUGUUGCUUCUCUGAAUCCAGAAAUAUUGCCAUUCUUGAAAACUGUCCCAUUGCUUCAUAUUUCUGCCAACAUAGCUCUGCCUGCCUGUCACCCCCUCACUGCUCUCUGCUCACUGUGGGAGGAUACUUUUGUGCUGGCAGCCCCUCAGGGACUCUCAGCCCUGGCACUGGCACUCCAUGGUUUGCCCAGUCAGUGGGUGGUUCCCCUCUCGGGCCUGGGCAGCUUACUCCUUCCUGCCCUGCCCUCAGGGCUUUAAGCAAGCUGGCAGGCAGCCCUGGCUGCUCCCAAACCAAAAAGCUGGGUCCUCUGAAGAAGGGGAGAGCUGUGGAGCAGCCGCCUGCAACUGACCCGGGCUCACUCAGGAAUUCACAGCCACCUGGUUCCUUGAAGUGCGCCGGGUCCUCCCACUGCCUCCCCUCCCACCCCUAUGGCAGAGAAUAGGCUAAGAUGCUGCGAUCCCGUUCUGCUGCCCUUAAUAAAAAUGCUCUCCGACA